AUGCCGGCCUCGGAGCGGGAAGUCACUGUCCUGCUGCAGCAGCUGGUGCCUCACGCAGAGGAGACCGUCAUUGACUACCUGUGCACCGCGCUUCUGGAAUCCAGCUCCCAGGAUGAGGUGCGGGAGUGCUGCGAGGGAUGGCUGGAAGAGGAGCCUGGGCUGCAGCGCCUUUGCGAAGCUCUCGGCUUGACCGGCGAGGCGAAGAAGGCCGAGAAGACGGCAACGCCCCUGCCCAGCCUUGGUUACCCUGUUCAGCCCCUGCAGAUGCAGGCCGCGCUCCCCGAGGAGGACAGGGAGGAGGAACAGCAAACAGUGCCGGAAGGCAGUGCAAAGGCCAAGCCGAAGACGCGACCAAAGAAGGCAAAGGAGAAGGACGCACAGAAGAAGGACGACGUUGGGAAACCAUCUGAUGCCCCGGUGGAAGUGCGGGCUCGGGUCUCACGGUUUCACCGCGAAGCGGUGGAAGAUGAGAUCACCUCGGCAGUGGCAGAAGUGGACAUCCAUGAUUUGUGCAUCUCCGUGGCUGGCCGCGAUUUGCUGAAGGAUGCUCACCUCAAGCUUUCUCCAGGUCAGCGUUAUGGAUUCGUAGGCCGCAACGGCUCGGGCAAGUCGACCCUGUUCCGCUCCAUGGCGGCGGGUCGGAUUCCCGGAUAUCCGCCCAACUGCGUCACGCUCUUGGUGGACCAGGAGGACGUGGGAGACGACCGUCGGGCUGUCGACACUGUGGUGUCAGCCCACAAGGAGUUGAGCGAUCUGCUUGAGGAGGAAGCUUCUUUGGAGUUGGGCGAGGGCUCUGUGGUGGACGCUGUCAAGGCAAUGCGCGCUCAUGUGCACCUCAUGGCCAAGCGGGCUCUUUUCAAGGCCGCCAUGUACGAGAGCAAGCUCAGCGGCCUGCGGGGCAAGGCCGCAAGGGAGGCGCUCUUGGAGGCGGAGCAUGCGGAGAAGCGAGCCGCCGAAGCCCUGCAGGCUGAUGUGAGCGAGGAGGCCACCCCGGAGGUGCAGGCCCAGGUGGCGGCCCUCUUGGCGGACGUCCGAAACCGGCUGCACGCGCUGGGAGCAGAUGCAAUGAAGGGCCAGGCGGAGGCGGUGCUGAAGGGCCUGGGCUUCUCGGCGGCGGACCUGCAGCGGCCCACCCGGCUGCUGAGCGGCGGCUGGCGCAUGCGGGUGGCGCUGGCCAAGGCGCUGCAGGCGAAGCCCAACGUCCUGCUGCUGGACGAGCCCACCAACCACCUGGACUGGCAGGCCAUCCUCUGGCUGGAGCGGUACCUGGUCUCAGAGGAGCUGAGCGAGGUGGCGCUGGUGGUGGUGUCCCAUGACCGGGACUUCCUGGACAAGGUGAGCACCAUGACGUUGCGCCUUUGGGAGAUGAAGCUGCAGGUGCACUCGGGCAACUACUCCACCUUUGAAGAGGCCCAUGAGAAAGACCAGCAGCACCGGGCGGAGCUGGCCCAGCGUCAGCAGGAAAAGCAGGACAAGGUGGAGAAGCAGAUCAAGGAGAUGGAGCAGCGGGGCCGGAAGACCAACAACGACAACCUGCUGAAGGCGGUGGCGAGCCGCCGCACCAAGCUGGGCUUGGACGACAAGCCCUGGUCCUUCAACCGGGUGGGCCUGGAGCGGGCGGACGGCCACAAGUUCAAGUUCUCCUAUGCCACCCACCUCGCGGCCAUGGAGCAGACUGCCCUGGAAGCCAAGGAGCAGGCGGUGCGUUUGAAGCUGAAGGCCGCAGCUCCUUUGGGCUUUGAAGCUGCGCUGCUGCAGUGUAGGGAGGUGGUCAUCGGCUACGACAAGUCCAGCCCACUGGUCCGGAAGUUCGACCUGGAUGUCCGUGCGAAGUCUCGCAUAGGCGUGCUUGGGGUGAAUGGCAGUGGCAAGACCACUCUCCUUCGCACGUUGGUGGGGGAGCUUCAGAGCCUGGCGGGAGAGGUUUAUCAGCAGCCCCGCGUUGUUGUUGGCUUCUUCAAUCAGCACCAGGCAGACGACCUUCCGGUCAAUGCUACGCCUUUGGAAUCGCUGUGCGAUCGACAUCCCAACCUCCAGGAGCACGAGGUCCGAGCCCAUUUGGGCAGCUUUGGUCUUGGCCGCUUAGCUGUGCAGCCGAUCAGGUGCCUGUCGGGCGGUGAGCGCAGCCGGGUCGCGUUGGCAGCGGCCACCCUGCGGCCGCCACAUGUUCUGAUCUUGGAUGAGCCGACCAAUCACCUGGACCUACAAACUGUGGAGGCGUUGGGAAACGCACUGAAGGAGUUCGAAGGGAGUGUGGUGGUGACUUCCCACGACCGGCGGCUCCUUCGGGAGGUUUGCACUGACUUCGUUUCGGUGAAGGACAAGCAGCUUGUGAAAGUGACACUGGACUCUUUCGUGCGCUCGGUUCGGUGA
This is a messenger RNA of Effrenium voratum, 2373 nucleotides long. NCBI's taxonomy places the organism in Eukaryota, Dinophyceae, Suessiales, Symbiodiniaceae. The record is from the annotation of a GenBank genome assembly.